GUUCCAGCGGACGUGGCUCGCUCUAUGGGGGCCAAGGUUGUGAUUGCAAUCGAUGUUGGAAGUCGGGAUGAAACCAACUUAACCAACUAUGGCGACUCUCUGAACGGCUGGUGGCUGCUAUGGAAACGCUUCAACCCUCUGUCUGAGAAAGUCAAGGUCCUGAACAUGGCAGAGAUCCAAACCCGGCUAGCAUACGUGUGCUGUGUGCAGCAGCUGGAGCAGGUCAAAGACAGCGAGUACUGCGAGUACAUCCGGCCACCCAUCGACCACUACGGCACACUGGAGUUCGGCAAGUUUGACGAGAUCGCUGAGGUGGGGUACCAGCACGGAAAGACAUUGUUCGACGUGUGGCAACGCAGUGGUGUGGUGGACAGCAUGCUGAAGGACAGACAUCAGGAGGAGUUCCACAAGACAAAAACUGGCCAUGUGGUCACGUGUCCCAACGCGUCCUUCACAGACCUGGCAGAGAUAGUGUCAAGAAUCGAACCUGUCAAGAAUCCAGUGAUCGAUGAGGAGCUGUCUGAUGAUUGCCAGACGGACUACGAUGAGGAGGCAGUGGAGAGCGCGCUCUCCGACUACGAAGCCUUCACUCAGGGCAGUGAACACACCGAAGAAGAGGAGACAGCAGACACUGCUGAAACUGAUGAGGAAGUUCAAAUCCGAGUUCAACGCCGGCCCAAAAAUGCUGCACUAAGUCCUACACCAUGACUCCAAAAAACAUGCAUGUAAAGGCAGUAUUUCUGGUAACCGAUAAGGAAUUCUCAAACAUGCAGCUUAUACUCUUAUCCAAUCAGCAGCCAGGUAGCUCAAGUCUUCCACACACUCAGCAGGACUGUAGUUGGAUACAGCGAGUUCUUGUUCAGAGCUUUCAGCAAAAGAAGGGAGUUUUAAGACAGGGAGGAGCCACAGUGUGUCGCUGUCUCCUGCACAGACUUCAGUGCUCAAACAGUUCAGUUAGAACCAGGGUUUAUUGGAGAAAUCAAAAGCACAUAUUUUUACAAACUGGUUUAUUAACAGCACGGUGUAUUUUUCUACUUGUUUGACACAUUGGUUGUUUUGUAUGGCAGUUCCUUGCUCUGUUGUUCUGGGGAAAUAGGAAACAAAUACAUACAAGCAAUUCAAGCACACUUAAAAUGGACUGGAACAUUUUAAUUUAAUAUGUAUAGUAUAUACAGGGCCAUUUCUGCCACAAAUCUAGGCAUAGUUGCUUCCUACCAUAAUAAGCUUAACCCAUAAAGCACUAUUGUGCAUUUCAUGAUGUAUACAUUUAAGUUAAAACAGUUAAUAUGCAUUUGAUGUGCCUUGAAUGAACGCCCCUUUCGUCUUCUCUUCAGAGCAUAAACACACCACAUGGUGACCACGUUUCAUCCCAACAAGAAUAGCAUACAGUACAAUACACUUUUUCACCUAUGAGAAAUAACUUGCAUUGGAUAAAUAUCAUGUAUGAAUUUCUUACAGCGUUCCUCAGCAGCACUGCCAUGCAGGGGAGGCAGACUUUAUUUAAACAAAUAUUUGUGGAUGUACGCUACUGUUCGACAAUGCACAAAAGACAUGGUGGAGCUGCCCGCUGAUGGCACAAAUUCAAAGGCAAUAAACCACUUUAGUAAAAAAGAAGAAAAGUAUUUAAUUGUUGGGAAACAUUUGCCGUUGCCUUCCAUAAAAACCUGCUGAUUUGAAGGACAUUGCCUCGCAGUUUGACACCAUGUGGCUUGAUUUUUUGUUUAUGUUUUUUUCUUAACAGUAAAAAUGAUUAGACUAUAACAGUUAGUAUAGAUACGUAUACAUAGUGUUCAAGAAGUACGUUUGCAAUUGAAACACAGAAUUGGACGUAAUCCAAUAAAACAGGUGUAACACAAUUCAUAAAAAAUGGGCUAAUAUUAGCAUAACUAAUUUGGGUGCAAAAUGAAUAAUGUUAUUCAUUUCCCAUGUUUGCUCUUUUUUGAAACCCUUGGUUAUGCUGAGUCUCAAUGGGAAGUCCCGGUUUAACAAAGGUUAAAUAGGUAAAAUACAAAAAUGACAGCUGUUCUGUUAAACAUGACAUCAAAACACGUUUCUGUGAGCACAAACUUGACCCCAGAGGAAAUCUACAAAGGGCAGACUCAGCCAGCGGUGCGUUCACAGGCUCUUCUCAUGGUCCCUUUACUGAGUUGGGAAGUCACUUUUAUUUGUGAUAUGGAAACAAUGUGUUGUUUUGCUCGGUGUUUAAACACAAGGUGAUAUCUGUUUGCAAGUUAUUGUUCCAACUCGAGCGGGCCUUCAUAAGAACUGUUCUAUUAGGGAAGUAUUAUGUCCGAUUAUUACGACAACACAUGAAUGCAGCUCAAAUGCUCUAUCUCGCAAUGUGAAUGAAAGUUAAACAGUAUUUUUGUAUCCGUUCAUCCUUGGCCUAUGCCUCUCACUUCCAUUAGGUCUGAUAAAAAUAGGGCCAGUAGUUUUCUGUGAUCCUGCUGACUGACAGACAGUUAUUGCGUCAAUCAUAGUUUUCAUGAACAUGAAUAGACGUGUACCCAGCCAGUUUGCACAGCAUAGUGUAUUUACUGUUGUUACACCAAGUAUUGUUGUUGAAUUUGGAUAAAGUUAUUCAUUCAACCCGAGGACAGAUCACUGGUCUCACCCUUACGACUAAACAUGUGUUGGUACAGCCUUGCAAGCCUGGUGCCUGGAAUGUGAAACUUUAUAAUAGAGUUAUAUUGAUAGAAGAUGAUCAUCAUUGUAAGGGUGAUUAUGACAGGACAUCCUGACACUGGUACUAACCCACUACACCAUUUAAUGUAACAUUACACUUUUUAUAGCUGCUUUUUCAUCACCGUGGUUACAGCUCCUGUGGUUUUGAUUUGUGAUUUUAAUAUUGAUGACCUGAAGGGAAAAGUGCCAAGCGUAUAGUGACUUCUGAAGUACUCUAAAGACCAUCUCUGUUUAUGUUAAUGAUUUGUAUGUUAUCAUUAACAGAAAACAUAAAUGUAAGAACAUUUUAUGUUAGACAUUGGCUUUGAAAAACUGUUGGUUUUCUUUCAGUUUUUGUUACUUAUUUUUGGUGAAAUAGUUGCAUAGAAUAUUGUAGAAAGCUUUAGAAUAUUUAAUUAUACAUGUUUAGUGAAUAACCUGCUUGUUUAAAUAAAAACAAAUGCACUAUUUGAUAGAAUCUUAAAGCCAAAGUUGUGGAAAAACUGAACAGCAAAGUACAGACGAUGAGUUCUUCUUUGGAAUCUGAAAUGAAACUGUAACCAUUUUUCCCCUGGGAUAAUAAAGUCUUUCUGAUUCUGAUGUCGCCAUGAAAACUAAAACAUUUUCUGAAUGACUAACACAGUGUUUAGGUUCUAUACAUGUUAGAUCAGAGUAUGUUUUUAAGCUAUGUGACUUAAUGAUUUGACUUUGAUGUGUGUCUUGUCUUUUUGUAUGUGAUAUGGACCUUGAGUCUGAAAUAAAGAUUGAAUUAAUGAUGAAAAAA
Notothenia coriiceps (black rockcod) is the source of this 3448-nucleotide messenger RNA. RefSeq names its product patatin-like phospholipase domain-containing protein 7. The transcript is spliced from 6 exons. The annotation marks the transcript as partial. Lineage: Eukaryota; Metazoa; Chordata; Actinopteri; Perciformes; Nototheniidae. Gene Ontology annotation, cellular component: endoplasmic reticulum. Gene Ontology annotation, molecular function: phosphatidylcholine lysophospholipase A1 activity. The record is from RefSeq and is a predicted model, not a curated record.